AUGGGCAACGCAAUAUUUUUCAGAAGGCAUCAUGGGCGUGUUAAUAUCAUGAAAUUAGAUGGGCAAGUGUUGAAGGUGAAGGGGCCUCUCAUAGUAAAUGAUAUCCUCGCAUAUUAUCCAGGCUAUGUAAUUUUGCAUUCAGAAGCAGUUCGUCACAUGGGAGUGAAAGCAAAACCUUUGGAUGGAUCUGCAACUCUCAACGCUAAGCACCUCUAUUGUCUUAUUCAAUUGCCAAAGGUAGAGAAUCACAAACGGGAGCCAAAAAGAGUCAGUUCAGGGAUACCCAUGAAUGCAAAGUCCAGGCUUGAAAGUUUGCUCUUAACGCGCAGAUCCAUUUCUGAUAUUUCUCACAUAAAUUGUGAGCCAUCAUCUUCUGAGAGCAGUGAAGAUAAUGGAGCUGUUCGGGUUAAAGUCCGGUUGACAAAAGCUGAGCUUAUUGAAUUGAUGGGUGAGAGCCAAGAGAGUUGUGAUACAGUGGAAAGAAUCCUGGAUUCAAUCCUCAACCAUGAGAAAUUCCAGCAAAUGGAAAGAGGAAAGGAGAUAGAAGAGGAAGAGAAUUUUGCCUGGAAACCUUCCUUAGGGAGCGUCCCUGAAACUUGGAGAAAAAGCGAGGUGCUUAUGGAAUCAUCUGCUACUGUUCCUCGUUUUACAUAG
Molecule: messenger RNA, 654 nt
Organism: Cryptomeria japonica (Japanese cedar)
Lineage: Eukaryota; Viridiplantae; Streptophyta; Pinopsida; Cupressales; Cupressaceae
Exons: 1
Coding region: 1-654 (217 amino acids)
Source: RefSeq, a predicted model, not a curated record